CGAAGUCCAAUUGUCAUCUACAAACUACGCACAAGUCAUAUUUCUCAGUCACUAUCGCGUAAUUUGAGAUGUCACAGAAUACGCCACCCACAGUACAGGAGCUGCGCCUGGGCACCCGCAAUUCCAAACUGGCAUUAGUACAAGCAGAGCAUGUCUCCAAGGAAUUGACCCGUGCUCACCCCGUUGUCCAGUUUCCCUGGCAAACCGUGGUGGUGCGCGGCGAUGCUGAUAAGAGCAGUCCUUUCUUGAAGUUUGCAGGGCCAUCUGAUGCAGCAAAGAACAUUUGGACCGAAGAAAUGGAAACCAAGCUGUGCGCAGGAGAGUUGGACCUCCUCGUGCAUUGCCUCAAAGAUAUGCCGACGCGCCUACCAGAGAACUGCACACUGGGUGCUAUUGUUUAUCGGGAGGAUCCCACUGAUGCGUUGGUGAUGAAGGAGGGGCUGCGGUCGCAGUAUACGGAUUUGAGUCAAUUGCCCCCCGGCUCCGUGGUGGGCACUAGUUCCACUAGACGGAAAGCCCUACUUCGAUACAGAUACCCACACUUGAAAGUGGAGGAAUGCCGUGGCAAUCUCGGAACGCGACUGAGAAAGCUAGAUGACCCAGAAGGUCCAUUUUCGGCAAUCAUCCUGGCCACGGCCGGUAUGGUCCGCAUUAAUCUAGAAGACCGCAUCACUAAGCGCUUGCCUCCAUCGGAAUUCCCGUAUGCUGUCGGUCAGGGCGCCUUGGGGAUUGAAAUCCGCAAGCAGGAUACCCAGACAGAGACCAUGGUUCGCAAAAUUGAAGAUCUACUUACCCGACGGAUCUGUCUGGCAGAGCGCUCACUACUGCGCACUCUUCAGGGUGGCUGUUCGUCUCCGGUUGCAGUACAAUGCACUGUUGAGCAGCCACCGACAGCUUCCUCGGCAGCUCGAUUGCGACUAGAUGGUACUAUUAUUCAUCCCCAUGGGACAACAUUGCUAUCCGAACGGACGACAGCGGAAGUGGGAACGGAUGAGGAUGCUGAGGCGCUGGGUGCUACAGUGGCUCAGCUUUUGUUAGCAAAUGGCGGGCAAGCUUUGUUGGAAGAAAUUCGGUUGCUACAAGAGACGAUUACGACCGACGCGAAAUAGUGGAGGACCUGAAAAUGUACCACUAACUAAUAGAAUCAAUCCCCACUCCAUAUAAAUUGCUACGGCUGCUUACUUUCACGCUAUCUAUUACCCAUGCUCUAGCUGUCAGUGGGAGGGUCCUACCUACGGAACGGUACCCUUGGAGGCUCAGAAUAGCAUCAAUUUAAGACUAUUGGGCAUCGUCUUGCUCUCAUGGGCCAUCAAGGAGCUCAUAGGCAUGUCACGAUAAAACUCAAAUACAUAGUCGAUAAGUACCGGAAGAAUGGCACACCAGUGGAUGCAUUUUCCGACUACCUUGAACACGCAACAUAGGGUGUUUUGCUUAGUUCCUG
Messenger RNA from Aspergillus neoniger CBS 115656, 1441 nucleotides. RefSeq names its product porphobilinogen deaminase. Gene Ontology annotation, molecular function: hydroxymethylbilane synthase activity. The record is from RefSeq and is a predicted model, not a curated record. Lineage: Eukaryota; Fungi; Ascomycota; Eurotiomycetes; Eurotiales; Aspergillaceae. The coding region runs from base 69 to 1109 and encodes 346 amino acids. The transcript is spliced from 2 exons. Gene Ontology annotation, biological process: heme biosynthetic process. Gene Ontology annotation, cellular component: cytoplasm.